CAGCUGGAGAGCAAGUGGACCGCGCUGGGCACCCUCAUCCAGGAGUACGGGCAGCUCCAGCGGCGCCUGGAGAACAUGGAGAACCUGCUGAAGAACAGGAACUUCUGGAUCCUGCGGCUGCCCCCGGGGGCGAAGGGGGAAGUCCCCAAGGUGCCGGUGACGUUUGACGACGUGUCCGUCUACUUCAACAACAAGGAAUGGGAGAAGCUGGAGGAGUGGCAGAAGGAGCUGUACAAGAACGUGAUGAAGGGGAACUAUGAGUCGCUGAUCUCCCUGGACUAUGCAAUUUCCAAACCUGGUGUUUUGUCUCAGAUCGAGCAAGGAGAGGAAUCACGGGUCAGGAAUGAGCAGGACUUGGAGGAGAGCGAGAUCAUUACCGAUGCCACCGCAGGUGAGACGGCAGCUUCGCGCGAGGGGAGCCCUAGGUUGCCUUCAGAGGAGCUGCUCGCCCCGAGGCUAAAGCGAGUGUUGCUGAGAGCCGUGCCCGAGGAGGUUAUGGGGAGGAGCCUUGCGUACGAGCGGGAAAGAGGAUCCCAGGCGAGAGGCGGGAGCGUGGCGGGGAUGGUUGAAGGGCAGGGGCUGAAGGGAGAGCAGAAGAGGCCGAGCGAACGAAACUCCUCUGCAGGAUCAGAGCUGGUCCGCGGGGAGCCGGCAGGGAUUGUUGCGAGCGGUUUCUUCAUCCUGGCUCCCGGGAAUGACGGCGAGCGGGAAUCUCUCUUUGCUGCAGCUGGUAUAAGGGUUGUGAUCAAAACGGAGGAGCUCCUUCCUGAAGACAGCCCCGAAAACCCUGAGCUGCACGGGAUGUCGGGGCAGUCGGAGGGGAGCUUCCAGAGUCCAGACGAGGAGGCAGCCUGCGAGAGCCCCUACGGUUCCGUCUCCCCUCCGAGGGACCUCCCAGGAACCAGCCUGGGUGACUCGUCCGAAUACGUAGCUGACUUCAACGAGAUCCAGAGGGUCAUCGUUCACCACGGGAGCUGCACAGAGGACGGGAUCGUGAUCAAGACAGAGGAGGAGGAGGAGGACGACCCCGACACCCUGGAGCCGUGCGCCAUGUUCUCGGGCAGGACCGAGCCGCCGGCGUUCCCCAGCCACGAGGCCGGGCUGGGCUGCGAGGCGCAGUGCAGCUCCAAAACGCAGCCCAGGAGCCUGGCGGCCGCCCGUGUGGGGAAGCCCCCCGCCUGCGAGAGGGACUCCGGGGAGAUGAAGCCGGCCACCGCCCAGCAGCGGAACCGGACGAGGGAGAGACCCUACAUCUGCCCCGAGUGCGGGAAGAGCUUCAUGCUCAAGAUCAACUUCAUGAUCCACCAGCGCAACCACCUCAAGGAAGGGCCCUACGAGUGCCACGACUGCGACCUCAGCUUCCGCAACAAGCAGCAGUUCCUGCUGCACCAGCGCAGCCACACGCGCCGGGGCGUGGGGGUCCCCCGGCGCCCCGAGCACGGCCUCAAGCCCCAGGCGCGGCCCCCGCCCCCGGGGAAGCCCUACAAGUGCUCCGAGUGCGAGAGCAGCUUCAGCCACAAGUCGAGCCUCAGCAAACACCAGAUCACCCACGUUGGGGAGCGGCCCUUCACCUGCGGCGAGUGCCGGAGGAGCUUCCGCUUGCAGAUCAGCCUCAUCAUGCACCAGAGGAUCCACGCCGGCAAGAGCGAGAUGGCCUUCCUCUGCCCCCAGUGCGGGAAGAACUUCACCCGGCCCUCCCACCUCCUGCGGCACCAGCGGACUCACACCGGCGAGCGGCCCUACCAGUGCAGCCAGUGCGAGAAGACCUUCAGCGAGAAGUCCAAGCUCACCAACCAUUACCGCAUCCACACCCGGGAGCGCCCGCACGCCUGCGCCGUCUGCGGGAAGGGUUUCAUUCGCAAGCACCACCUCCUGGAGCACCAGCGCAUCCACACGGGCGAGCGGCCCUACCACUGCACCGAGUGCGGCAAGAACUUCACCCAGAAGCAUCACCUCCUGGAGCACCAGCGGGCGCACACUGGCGAGCGGCCCUACCCCUGCACCGAGUGCACCAAGUGCUUCCGCUACAAGCAGUCCCUCAAGUACCACCUGAGGACGCACAUGGGAGAGUGAGGGCCCUCCUCCUCCUCCUCCUCCUCCUCCGCUCAUCCGCCCUCCCUCCAUCCCUCCCCCCCCCAGCUCAGGGCAUGGACAUCAAGGAAGCUUUGUGUGGUAGCGCCGCUGGUCUGGUGGAGAUGGCUAGGCUGAUUGGAAAUAAAUUAAUUAAUUAAAGCAAGCAAUGCGCGGCAAAAUUAAAAGAUUAUAUAUAUAUAAAAUUAACAGAAGCAGCUGAUUUAGGGGGCAUCCUCACCAUCAGAAAAAAGCAAACAAACCAACAACAAAAGAAACCUGUACAGGGUGUUUUGCCGGAGUAGGACUCUUAACUGCUUUUUAAAUCUACUGUUUGUUUUUUUAAUAAAUGUGGAGGAACGUUU
Nipponia nippon (crested ibis) is the source of this 2435-nucleotide messenger RNA. The record is from RefSeq and is a predicted model, not a curated record. NCBI's taxonomy places the organism in Eukaryota, Metazoa, Chordata, Aves, Pelecaniformes, Threskiornithidae.